This is a messenger RNA of Purpureocillium takamizusanense, 2496 nucleotides long. RefSeq lists its product as uncharacterized. Gene Ontology annotation, cellular component: nucleus; CAF-1 complex. Gene Ontology annotation, biological process: nucleosome assembly. Bases 35 to 2296 code for a protein of 753 amino acids. Lineage: Eukaryota; Fungi; Ascomycota; Sordariomycetes; Hypocreales; Ophiocordycipitaceae. The record is from RefSeq and is a predicted model, not a curated record. The transcript has 3 exons.
CUUCGACCCGCACCGUCGCCGCUUCCACCCCUUGAUGAGACCUGUCACCAAUUGUUACCGCUCCGGACACGCGACGGCGCCGCAUGGUCCAUUGAGGGUCGAGCGGGCUUCACUUUCUCCGCGAGCAAGCAUUUUGUGUCAUUUGUUUGUCCAUCCGCAUUCGUUCGUCGUACGAGAACGAAGUACAUACGAAAGCACAUGUGCCCAUCCAUUCCUGUCUGACGCGGAUACUGUCACCUUUUUUUCCUGUUUCCUUGCCACGAGACGUCUCCUUUUGACUACGACGGCACAUGAUCAACACGGCAUCUUCGACUCCAAUCUGAUAACCCGGGGAUCUCCUGCGGCAAACUCGUGCUACCCACUCGCUUCAAUGCCGCUGUUCACGAUGGACCCCAACAUCCAGGAGUCAGAGGCCGCGGGUCGAAAGCGCAGCCACGACGAGUUUGCGGCCGACAUAGUGAAGGCGGAAGAGGGCUCUGCCGCCAAGUCGGCAUUCACAGGCACCGUCCGUCCGACUGGGGAUUCCUUGCUCGCCCCCAUCUCCGGAAACCUCGUCCAAUCUUCGCCGCAUGGCUCACCCGCCCUCACAAACACGGGCAGCAGCACGCCUGUGCGGAACUCCCCUUCACCCCUCACUCCGACAAAGUCGGCAUCCGCCACCCUCCCGAAAAAGACGACGCCUUCUUCUUCACUCUCCACGACGGCCAGUGCCAAGCCCGCGGCCAAAUCCAAAAAGCUGACACCAGAGGAAAAGGCCGCUCGUGAGGCGGCUCGCGAAAAGGAAGUUGCAGAGCGCAAGAAGGAGAAAGAGCAGCAGGCGGCCUUGAAGGCCGCCGAAAAGGCCGCUGAAAAGGCCAAGCUGGACGAAGAGCGGGCGGCCAAGGCAGCCAUAAAAGCAGUUGAACAGGCAAAGCUGGAAGAGGAAAAGGCUGCUCGUGCCAAGGAGAGGGAGGAGAAGCGUAUGAAGAAGGAGGCAGAGGACCGCGUCAAAGCUGAGAAGAGGCGCCAAAAAGAAGAGGAGAAGAAACGUGCGCAGGAAGAAUUGGAAAAGAAGGAACGCCAGCAAAUGCGUCUCAACUUCUUCGUCAGUUCAAAGAAGUCGGACGACGCUCAGGGCACCAAGCCAGUUAGCCCGCAGAAGCCAGCCGUCGCCGACUCGAAGCCGCCGCGGUCCGCAUACGAGAAGCUAUUCCGACCAUUCUACGUCAGAGAGAACACCCGUCUGGCUCCAUCGGCCUCAUCCAUGGAUGAAGAGACGCGAGACGCCAAAUGUCGUAUUCUGGAUGAAUACAUCACCGGGCAACGAGUGCACGAGUGCAAGGCCGGUGCCUUUGAUUCUGUAGAACUCUUGUCUCUCCCCUGCAAGCCUCCUCGGCGCGGAAAAUUGCACCACCCGGUCAGGCACAUCAUGGAGAAGGCCUUCAAAGAGGCAGAGAAGACUGGAACCACUGGAGGUUCCGCCGAAAACACACUUGAGACCGUUCGAAAACAGCUUUCUAGGGUGCCGAUGAAGGUAAUCGCCUUCUCUCAAGACGUUCGUCCUGCAUACUACGGGACUGUCACAUUCAAACCUUUCGCGAUGGGCCCCGGAAAUAUGCACAAAUUGGCGCGCAGAACGACCGAUCGGCGCUCGCCACUGGACUACGACUAUGACUCGGAGGCCGAGUGGCAGGACGAAGAAGGCGAAGACGUCGACGUCGACGAUGAUGACGAGGACCUGGACGACGAGGAUGACAUGGACGGAUUUCUCGAUGAUUCCGAGGACGCUGGGCUCGCGCGACGAAUCUUUGCGAACACCAUGGAGCCCGAGAGUACUGGUCUCUGUUUUGAAGACCACAAUCGACUUGGACCGAACCGGGCCGUGUACGAGCACAAAAUGGAGUUUAUUCACGAGGGCCUCUCGCAUACUUGGGGUAUUGACCCUUGGUCGGGCCAGUACUGGGAGACCGAACAAAAGAGCAAGGCUGGCAAAGGCACGCAGCCGGGCGAGGGUCCGGGUAAAAUGGCCCCUCCACCCACCCCAGCGAACGCUUUCGCAGCCCUCGGAGCAAACAGCGGCGCAGCCCCCGGUCCCGUGAAAUUGGUCAAGUCUGAGCUUUUGAACGAUGUCAAGCGAGCAAUUCUCGAUAACAAGGCACUCUCAAAGGCUGGUACGAUCGACUUCAUCUUCCACCAGCUUCGCGGCAACGUGUCUCGCGCCGAAGUGAAGAAUACGGUUGAGUUGGUCGCAGAGAAGACAGGGACAGGCCGAACCAAGGAAUGGAGUCUGAGGCCUGGUCACGAAAUCAGUCUGUAGAGUUAGAGGGUGGGAGAAGCGGACUGGAGACGAUAAUACCUUGACGGGAAACGAUGCUAUUUAGCGUUGGCGCGAGGGUUGGCAUUGACAUUGACUGGGGUGCCUGGUGCCAAACAAGCAUCUUCAACGUAUUGCUCGGCAUGGAACAACUAACGCCAGAUAGGCUCAUACGUAAAAUAGCAACUAGAUAUUUUCUGGAC